Molecule: messenger RNA, 796 nt
Organism: Ochotona princeps (American pika)
Lineage: Eukaryota; Metazoa; Chordata; Mammalia; Lagomorpha; Ochotonidae
Gene: TIMM29
Product: translocase of inner mitochondrial membrane 29
Exons: 2
Coding region: 65-793 (242 amino acids)
Biological process (GO): protein insertion into mitochondrial inner membrane
Cellular component (GO): TIM22 mitochondrial import inner membrane insertion complex
Source: RefSeq, a predicted model, not a curated record
AGCCUUUGGAACUCGCGCUCCUGCCUGUUUCCCUCCGGAAGCGCGGACCGCAGGCCGGAAGAGAAUGGCGGCGUCCGCUCAGGGCAGCCAGGCGGCGAGGAAGCCGGGCUUCGGGUCGCGCCUGGGCGCCUGGGCCCGCGCCCUGCUCCGCGACUACGGCGAGGCGUGCCGGGACGCGGCGGCGGCUGCCCGGGCCCGUCCGGGGCGCGCGGCCAUGGGCGCGGGGCUGCUGGGCGGCCUGGCGCUGAGCGCGGCGCUGGCCCCGGGGGAGGCGGCGCUGGACGAGGCGCUGCUGGACGCGUCGGGCCGCCUGCUGCUGCUGGCGCCGGGCACGCGCAGGCCGGACGCCGAGGCCUUCGUGCAGCGGCUGCUGUGGCUGCGGGGCCGGGGCCGCCUGCGCCUGGCGCACCUGGGCGUGUGCUCGCUGGCCUACGAGGCGCCCGUGGACGCGGAGGUCAGCCUGUACCAGGCGCGCUGCCCGCACCUGCAGCCCCGCUGGAGCGAGCUGGCCGGCCGCGUGCUGGACGUGGGCGCCCUGGGGCGCUGGUGGGUGCUGGGCAGCCGCAUGCGGGACUGCGACAUCAACGACCGCGAGUUCAGCCACCUGCCGCCCCACCUGCGCGUGCUGCGACCCGGGCAGCUCCGCUCCGAGACCAACGAGCGCCUCUUCCAAGACAAGUACCUGCCCGUGGUGCUCACGGACGACCAGGUGGACCAGGCGCAGUGGGAGGAGCAGGUGCUGCGCAGCCAGAGGAAGGAGCAGCUGGCCCUGCACGAGGCGGGCGCGGCCUGAGAC